This is a messenger RNA of Drosophila navojoa, 1201 nucleotides long. RefSeq names its product BAG family molecular chaperone regulator 2. Gene Ontology annotation, molecular function: adenyl-nucleotide exchange factor activity; protein-folding chaperone binding. The record is from RefSeq and is a predicted model, not a curated record. Gene Ontology annotation, biological process: protein stabilization. NCBI's taxonomy places the organism in Eukaryota, Metazoa, Arthropoda, Insecta, Diptera, Drosophilidae.
GUGCCAGUGCGUGAGUGCGUGCUUGUGUGUGUUGCUAUAGUAUAAACAAUAUUAGAAGCCUAAAUAACAGCAACAACAGCUACAACAAACCCACACACUCGAAAAAAAGCUUAACACAUUCCAAAAAAUAGCCAGAAGGCCGAUCGAGUUGUGCUGAAAAGGCCGGAACUUUGAAACUGUAACAGCGUGAGCAAAAGAGCGAAAAAGGAAGAGCAGGAGUGAAGGAGUGAAGUAUUGUCGAACAUCUUUUAAGUGUGUUCCCCGUACAGUUCGCUCUGGCAGUGUAGCCGAGCGGCUAAAGCAGUUUUCAGUGACACACUGGAUCAGCCGCAGGAAAUGGAUAUUGAUGCUCCGAUUGCACUUGGCAUGCAGGAGCACCAUCAAAACAACGAUAUCGAUAACCAUCUUAAUAACAGCAACAGCAGCGCAUUCUCUUCAAACGUUUACCAUUCAGAGUCAUCGAUGAAUUUUGAUUAUUUGCAAGGCUUGCAUGCGGAUGCAGCAGCUUCUACAUCUUUGGGCGUUUCGAGUGGCACCGGGAACGUCUCCUAUGGACUGGUCGACGACAGUAAAGCGCUGGACAGACCAUUCAAUGCAAACGAGCGAUUUGUUACAAUACUAGAUCAAUUGGAUAUGCGCGUGGAGAAGUUUCGUAAGGAUGCCUUGAAUUUACAGGAGAAGAAGGACUAUCUCCUAAUGUCCAUGGAUCUCAUCAAGAGCAACGAGUUGCUGCAAAACAUGAGCGAAGGAGAGCGUGAUGAGAUUAUUUUAUAUAUUCAGCGCGUUAGUGCACGUCUGGCCACUGUGGAUCUGAACGUGCGAACCGUGAGGGAUGCGUCACAGGAGGACUCGCUCAGUCAGAUUAAUGCCUUAAUUGACACAAUGAUCAAAAUGGGUGACCCAGUUAUCGGACGGCAACGCUGUCAGCUGUACUUAAAUGCCUGCUGCAGCAGCUCAAUGGAUCCGAACGGACGUAUGGGAACUGUGUUUGAAGCGGAUGUGGGGCCAAUCGAUAAGAAAUUUGAAAGUGCUCUCCUCGGCUGCACUCUUGACGAUCAGAAGAACAUCAAGAAACGUUUGCAGGCUUUAAUGGGCUAUCUGAAUAAGCAAACUGUUACCGCUUAAUUUAUUACUAGCUACAAAUAUGCCGCCAAUAUAAAUUAUGUUAAUAGGCAAUAACGAUAUAAACCAAAACAAAAUU